This is a messenger RNA of Pleuronectes platessa (European plaice), 4940 nucleotides long. RefSeq names its product estrogen receptor 2a (gene esr2a). The record is from RefSeq and is a predicted model, not a curated record. Gene Ontology annotation, molecular function: nuclear estrogen receptor activity; nuclear receptor activity; zinc ion binding. Gene Ontology annotation, cellular component: nucleus. The coding region runs from base 646 to 2343 and encodes 565 amino acids. The transcript has 9 exons. Gene Ontology annotation, biological process: cellular response to estradiol stimulus; regulation of DNA-templated transcription; estrogen receptor signaling pathway. NCBI's taxonomy places the organism in Eukaryota, Metazoa, Chordata, Actinopteri, Pleuronectiformes, Pleuronectidae.
AGCUCACUGAUGGGACUUGACUUCCUGUCCCUGAACGCAGCAGCAGCAGCUUUUCUCCUCUGAUCAUCUCCAGCUUCGUCUUUUCUCAACCAGUCACUCAGGAGCUGAAGAGACUCGGAGCUCGAGCAGCGGCUCUGCUGACACCUCCUACCCGGAACCAGUGCAUGACAGCCCGGCUGGACUUCACUCCGUCACCCGCCCCCCCCCACCUCACCACUCCGGUGCAACUUUUCUCUGCAAACUUGCUUCUUCUGCCUCAAAGACUUUGACUUUGAGUCCAUGAGCUGAACGAGGAACGAGUGCUGAACAUCUUCUCUCUCUCUCUCUCUCUCUCUCUCUCUCUCUCUCUCUCUCUCUCUCUCUCUCCUGGAUUGUUUCACGAGCUCAUCUCCUUCCUCAGAGUCGGUGUCACUGUUGUGUUGCUGACACUCUGAGCAGACUCACAACAAGACUCUGGCUAUCGCCUGGUUCCAGACAUGAAUCUGAGGAUUUGCUCCCUGUGAGCUCCUGUGUUCGUUACUCUGCUCCUGCUUAUUUCAAAGUUGUCUCACGAUGACGUCACCACAGUGAAGGAAAGAAGAGACAAAAUGACUGUGUCCUUGUGAUGGAGUAAACCUGCUGAUCCUCAGACUGUCUGUAGCCGUGAUGGCCGCCGCCUGUGCAGAGAGGGACCAGCCGCACCUGCAGCUCCAGGAAGUGGACUCCAGCCGAGUGAGGAGCUGCGUCCUGUCUCCGAUCCUCAGCUCGUCCUCUCCCGGUCUGUCCCUCGACGGCAGCCAGCCCAUCUGCAUCCCGUCCCCGUACGCCGAACUGGGCCACGACUUCGCCACCAUCCCCUUCUACAGCCCGACCAUCUUCAGCUACGCCGCUCCCAGCAUCUCAGAAUGUCCCUCCGUCCACCCGUCCCUCAGCCCGUCCUUGUUCUGGCCCGGCCACGGCCACAUGGGGCCGCCCAUGCCCCUGCACCGCUCCCAGGGUCGACCCCAGCACGCCCAGCCCAUCCAGAGUCCGUGGGGGGAGCUGACGCCGCGGGACAGCGUCCUGACAAACAGUAAGAGCGUGAGGAGGCGUUCCCAGGAGAACGAGGACGGCCUGGUGUCGUCCGGCGGAAAGUCCGACCUCCACUACUGCGCCGUGUGCCACGACUACGCCUCGGGCUACCACUACGGAGUGUGGUCGUGUGAGGGCUGCAAGGCCUUCUUCAAGAGGAGCAUCCAAGGACACAACGACUACAUCUGCCCGGCGACCAAUCAGUGCACGAUAGACAAGAACCGGCGUAAGAGCUGUCAGGCCUGUCGCCUCCGGAAGUGCUACGAGGUCGGGAUGACCAAGUGUGGGAUGCGAAAGGACCACGGGAGCUUCAGGAACACCAAGCCAAGGCGGAUGACACGUCUUUCCUCGCAGGGCAAAGCCGGCGGACCCAAGGCUGUGCCCGGACCAGUGGCGGCGGCGCUGAUGAACGAGCUGCAGCCCCCAGCGCUGACCCCGGAGCAGCUGAUCGAUCGGAUAAUGGAGGCGGAGCCGCCGGACAUCUACCUCUUGGGGGACACGAGCGGGACGCUGACCGAGGCCAACGUCAUGAUGUCACUCACCAACCUGGCCGACAAGGAGCUGGUUCACAUGAUCACCUGGGCCAAGAAGAUUCCAGGGUUCGUGGAUCUGGGCCUGUUGGACCAGGUGCACCUGCUGGAGUGCUGCUGGCUGGAGGUGCUGAUGAUGGGACUGAUGUGGAGGUCGGUGGAACAUCCUGGGAAACUCAUCUUCUCCCCCGACCUCAGCCUGAGCAGAGACGAGGGGAGCUGCGUCCAGGGCUUCUCCGAGAUCUUUGAUAUGCUCAUCGCUGCCACGUCCCGAGUGAGAGAGCUCAAGCUGCAGCGGGAGGAGUACGUCUGCCUCAAGGCCAUGAUCCUCCUCAACUCCAACAUGUGCCUCAGCUCGUCCGAGGGCAGCGAGGAGCUGCAGAGUCGCUCCAAGCUGCUGCUUCUUCUGGACGCGGUCACGGACGCUCUGGUGUGGGCCAUCGCCAAAACGGGCCUCACCUCCCGGCAGCAGUACACACGGCUCGCUCACCUGCUCAUGCUGCUCUCACACAUCCGCCAUGUCAGUAACAAGGGCAUGGACCACCUCCACUGCAUGAAGAUGAAGAACAUGGUGCCUUUGUACGACUUGUUGCUGGAGAUGCUGGACGCCCACAUCAUGCACAGCUCCCGCCUGCCGCGCCAAGCCACCCCCCAGCCGGAGUGCAAGGAGCAGGGGGAGGUUCCGGCUCAACCCCCCUCCGGGAACAGCUCCUCCACCACCUGGACUCCCGGCCCCUCUGGAGACGGAGGUGAAGCCCAGUAGAUAAAUGGAGGAACUCGCACAGGAGGAAGUUUCACCGGCUUUGCACAAAUACAUCCACAGGACUGAUGUGGAGUCUCGUGAGCUUCUCAAAAUCCUUCGUUUCAGCUUUAAAAGAAAGACCAAACUCGUUGCACGGUGAAAAACCAGAGUGGAAUGAGAAGAAGAACCAACUUUACAGAUAAUGAUCAGCUUCUUGUGCAAAGGGACAGGACGUCCAUGUCCUUUGCUGAAGUCAUCAUGAGGAGAUGUUAUUACCAGAGAUACCACAGCUCGAGCCACACGAUAACAUCAGCUAUGAGCAGGAAAUAAAGGCCUUUGCAACACUUUGGUUAUUACAAUAUAUUUCCAGAAGAUACCAGAGAUCCCUGAUAACUCAAGGUAACAGAUGAUGGGUCAGUUAAAGGUUGGUGUGUUCCUCUGCAGAGAAAUCUCCAUCGUGAGCACUUGUGCAUUGUUUUGUGUCGUUCUGCAGUUGCACCUCCGGAACACUAGUUGGCGAUGAAGUUUCUAUGCCACUUGUUGAGUUUCUUAAUUUAGGUCAUAGAAACUCAGCGUGUGACGGUAGAGUCGGAGCCAAUAGAUGUGAGUGUGUACGACCAACGAAUGCUAGGAAGUAAUGCUAAUAAGUGGACCACUCCUGCGUUGUGUAGUUGCGUUACUAAGAAGAUCAAGUCGAGCUACAAAGUCACUUGAUCUUCUGCUGUUGAGUCUAUGCAGAGGUAUUAAAACUGACCUUAAAGCCGAAAUCUAAAUCUGUGCAUUGACAGAUCUUCAUAAACAAAAUCUAAGGAGCCAUAGUUUGUUUUUCUUAUUCUUAAAGUUCACAUCACAAACCCUGACAUCUGUUCGUUUGUUGUAGGUCAACAGAGGAAGAUCAAAUGUUAUCGAAUUUACGCAAAGAACAUCUUAGAGAUUUUCUUUUCGGAAACCACUUGAUGCGUUAACGUGCCUUUUUCUGGUUGUUGCCAAGGAGGAGGGUCACGUCACUAAUGACAAACAAUAACACAAACUAAGUGAUUCAAAUGAAACUAAGCCAGAGUUGUGGUUUGGAUCCAAUUCAAAGUUUCAGCGACAAAGUGUCAAAGUACGUAAACUAAAGUGUUUUUCUUUUUAACCACUGAAAGGCUGAGAUGCUUUUUUGUGUCCGACAACACUAUUACUUUUUUGUUUAACCAAUAAACCGCCGCUUCAUCGCUUUGCUCACCACCAGGCUCCGUCCACAGAACACAGGAGUCCCACAAUUACUUCUGCUUCAGUCGGUUAGCUUGUGUUGUUGUUGUGCGACUUUCAGAGGAAGUAGUCAGAUCCUUAACUGAUCACUACUUUGCCUCAGCACACGAUGGCAGCGCCCGGACAUAUCUGUACAGCGGAGAUCAUCUUUCCUUAUAUGCGAUCAUUGAGGGUUUUAAAAAAUAAGCUAAAUGAAAGAAAGAUCGGACAAUAAAGCUAGCUUGGGCGAUUUUAGCUAACGAACGGAAAAACCUUCAAACCGAAGUAAAUUGCUACGUUAUUUUUCAGUUUCAGUCAGAAACUAACUUUAUAAAAACCACUCAAAUGAAAUAAAUCUGAAGCCGAGACAGUUGAUUUGUUAUCGAGACAUUUGUCACAGCAAACCUUCACUUGACCACUAGAGGGAGCCAACUCUCGGAUAUUUGUCACCGUUCUGCCCCCGGCUUCAUCGACCCCGAGACGUAGUACUUUUAUUUUUUCCGUGACGAAUCAUAUCCACCUUUGCUUAACACGACUUUGCACUGCAUGAACACAUCGAGACGGACUUGAAGCUAAAGAAAAGAUUAUUUUUGUAUCGACAAUCACAACCGCCGUCAGAUUGAAGCUAGUUCGACAGAUUUUGAACGUCUGCACCAAUUCAGCUGCUCUGUCUGCUUCUCCUCUGAUUUCACAUCAUCACUGUGAACAUGUUCUUACGGUAGAGCCUGACUGAUAUGGAGCUUUUUAAAAGAUAACAAUUAAAAUUCCCAUUAUUCCUUAAUUCAUUAUCGAACCCUCAUGACAGAUAAAUGUAAUUGAGGCUUGAAAUUUUACAUUUUAACAACAAACGUCAUAAUUAAUAACUGAAGGUGAAAUUAAACUAAAAAACACCUGAAUUAUAGGAAGUAGAAAAUAAAAAUUAGGUAUUUUUACUUUGUUUGUUUAGUAAAAUAAAAGUAAAUACGUCUGUGAAAAGCUCUUAUAGGCUUUUUGUUUUUGUUGAAUUUUAUCCGUCAGGCUCUAACUUCGUGUUCUUCAUAAUCCAAAUAGAAUCUCAUACCAGCUUCAUUUCUAAUGAAAACUUUUAAUAGUGAAUAUGUUAAAGUAAUUGUAAAUGAAAGGACUAGUUUUUUUUUUCUCGUGUCAAUAAUCAAAUAUCUUCAUAUGUUAACUUGCAAAUCAUCACUAAUGGAAUAAUGUCAGUGUUUUGAGUUGCUGUCAGUUUUAAUUCAUUUAUUCUUGUUGUAAGUUUUUUUUAAAUGUUUAUUCAUAAAACUCAUCCUGGUUUACACCACGAAAUAAAGCAAAAAAUAUUGUAAAGAUGCGACUGUGGCACAUUGAGUUGUGGUUUAUAAAUGCCAUUAAAAAAAAUGAAGUCCUCACUUUUA